CAGCAACAUGGAGUUCAAUCCAGAGCACGUGGACGUUGGGAACAUGGGAAGGAGGAGCAUAGAAGUAUUCAGGUUCUGCGAAUGCAUGAAGAACCAAGCAGCCAAGGCCAAAGAAACAGCCGUUGAUGGAUGUCAAGAGUUCAUGCCUUCAGGAGACGCUGGGACCAUGGAAGCAUUGAUUUGUGCCGCAUGCAGUUGCCAUCGAAACUUUCACCGACGAGAGCGAGUGGAAAACCUGGCUGAGUUUCAGCCACCCAUGAGGAGACAGUGGGAGUACUGUUGUCAGCACGGCCAUACUGGAUGCCCGUACAUGCCACCGCCUCAACUCCACCAACCGCGUCCUCAACCAUCUGCCAGGAGAGACAAUGUGUCUGACCCUAGCUCCAGCGGUGGCAAGCGAUUCCGAACAAAGUUCACUCAGGAUCAGAAGGAUCGGAUGCUGGCUUUCGCACAGGGGUUAGGGUGGCACAUUAAGAAGGAGAACGAGGCGGAUGUUCAACAGUUCUGCGCAGACAUGGGCAUCAGCAAGAAAGUUUUCAAGGUCUGGAUGCACAACAACAAGCACACUUUGGGUAAAGUGAUCUAGUUAUUCCAAACUCAGAAAAGCAAGGGGUUCUAUGCUUGUUGACAAUGUUUUAUUAUAUGCUUCUGUUUGGAUUUCUGGUAAUGAUCUUAAUGAUCUGAUAACUUUAUAUCAUCAUUGCUCAAACUUAGACUAUAAAGAGCAUGCUUGAUGUUUAAAAUCUAAACGAUUGAGAACUUGAAACAGUUAUCUGAUUCAUGAUUUGGUGUCAAACAUGUCACACACAGUUUCACUCAGUAAAGAGGUAAAGGUUAAUUCAUGAGAGAUGAUG
Helianthus annuus (common sunflower) is the source of this 854-nucleotide messenger RNA. Its product is annotated as zinc-finger homeodomain protein 2. The record is from RefSeq and is a predicted model, not a curated record. The transcript has a single exon. NCBI's taxonomy places the organism in Eukaryota, Viridiplantae, Streptophyta, Magnoliopsida, Asterales, Asteraceae. The coding region runs from base 8 to 586 and encodes 192 amino acids. Gene Ontology annotation, biological process: regulation of developmental process; regulation of DNA-templated transcription. Gene Ontology annotation, cellular component: nucleus. Gene Ontology annotation, molecular function: transcription cis-regulatory region binding; DNA-binding transcription factor activity.